Messenger RNA from Pungitius pungitius (ninespine stickleback), 947 nucleotides. Its product is annotated as lipopolysaccharide-induced tumor necrosis factor-alpha factor homolog. Gene Ontology annotation, molecular function: zinc ion binding. The record is from RefSeq and is a predicted model, not a curated record. The transcript is spliced from 5 exons. Bases 300 to 770 code for a protein of 156 amino acids. Gene Ontology annotation, cellular component: nucleus; cytoplasmic side of late endosome membrane; cytoplasmic side of lysosomal membrane. Lineage: Eukaryota; Metazoa; Chordata; Actinopteri; Perciformes; Gasterosteidae.
AUUGCCUCACUGGUCAUUAUUUGAAUAUAAUGGAACAAACACUGCCACUACCCUGAACAUUUCCUUCAGACCCACGGAGUAAAAGGGAGGGAAGAAAAAGAGGGAGGAGACACCGAAGCUCCUGGACUACAGUCCCUCCUUCAGAAACCAGAAACACAAGGAAGACAACAGGAAAUAGCUGUCAUUAUCCAUUCCAGCCUGGCCUCCCCGUGACUUUCCCCCACUCAGUACGAGGCUCCGUUCGAGAGGGGAUGUAACGCUCUUUUAUUUAUUUUUUAUUAAGAAACAGCUUUCUGAAGAUGGAAAAAGGAAAUCCACCACAGGACUUAGCUCCACCGUACCCCGGGCCACCCAUCAACUACGGAGGUGCACCGCAGCAUCCAGGGCCGUACCCUCAGCUGGGGCCGUACCCUCAGCCGGGGCCGUACCCUCAGCCGGGCUUCCCGCCCGCUGGGCCUCCGCCUGCUUACCAGGGAGGUGUGCCUUACGCUGUGGCCCCGGGUCCAAUUACCACCACAGUGACUCACUUGGUUGUAACACCGGCGCUACAUGACGUCCCAGGACAAACUGUGUGUCCCCACUGCCAGCAGACAGUGAUCACGCACACAGAGCACACUGCCGGCCUGAUGACCUGGGCCAUCUGUGGUGGCCUCGCAGUCUUUGGGUGUUUUCUCUGCUGUUGUAUCCCGUUUUGCAUUGAUUCCUGUCAAGAUGUGGAGCACCGCUGCCCUUCUUGCCAAAACGUCAUUUACAUAUACAAGCGAAUGUAAAACUGAUAAUAGAUGAGUGAUGAUUUCCUAAUGCAUGUUUGUAGCCUCUCUUGCAUUUUCACAUUCUUCUUUCUUGCUCUAGACAUUAUUUUAAAAUAAAAUGUAUUCAUCCUAUACUGACAUCUCAACUGUCAUUUUGUGACUCUUUUACCCUAUAAUUAAAAUGCUUUUCAUAUA